AUGUUGUGCACCACUGUUCCAAGCGGUACGGGAAAGCGUAGAAGCACCGCGUUAAAUCCGAAGAUAUCCCCCCUACCCAACGCGGCUAUGCUGGUGCGAAAAAAUCCAGGCAUAUAUCUUUCGUCGCUAUGGAGCUCUCGACCGCCGCUGCUGCUGCUGCUGUUAAUUUUUCUCCCGAGGAUUCCAAACGCAGAGAUGUGUCAAAGCCACACUCCACCAGUACCUACGAAGCCCCCCUCAGUUCUUUCGCAGACGCGUCACGUUAACUUAUAUCUCCUGUCGGACAACUCACACUGCAAAUUGUUUAAGGAUAUCGGAGAUCAGCAACUUUACAUGAAGGUUCUGACAAACGGAUUGAGAGCAACCUACAGCGGACUGCCGCACGAACUGGGACUCGUUCUGAGGCUCGUUGGCAUCUCCUGCCUAACUAAGCCUGAACAGGACAGGAUAUAUGAAACCAGCAUCGAUGCAGAUGGCAGGUUGGACGGGAACAGUGCUCUGUGGGGUUUAAAGAAAUUCGCAAUGCAAAACCAGACGCAGUUUGAAAAUGCUACGGUCAUCGUUAUGCUAACGUCGUACUACUUCCAGGAUCAGUCUCGAACAGGCUACUCUUUCUUUGCUGGAUUCUGCAGUAGAGAUAAAGUAAUACUCAUGAGUGAUCCACACGCAAUGUACCGCAUGCUAGACCAGCUGGCGGAGCACAUCUUAAGAAUGAUGGCCGUGAAUUUGGACGAGGAUAUGCUCGAGAAAUGCGUAAGAAAUAAUACUGUAUCGGACCAAUGCAGUUUGGAGGCGCUGAACGCUUCGCUUGCCCGCAUGCCCCAAGACUGCUUUCGACCAAGAGGACAGGAGGUUCCCCAAGUCACGAGCUUGCCGGGCGACGUCAUCGAUUUGUCGAAAUACUGCAAAGCAAUAUAUUUCUUCGAACCGGAGAUCGAACACUGUUUCCGACAAGAAGACUCUGGGGUGCACCGCUUCAAACCAGUGUACAACUGCGAGUUAACCUGCUGUAUCCGGAAGACCUUUCUAAGGGCCACAGUGUAUAAAACUACAUCGAUGCAAGGUCUUCGAUGCGGCGUUGAAAAUAAGUUUUGCGUCAACCGCGUUUGCUACAACCGUCAGGAUUGGAUCAAGGAGCAUCUUCCUUAUGGUUCCCUCGACAUCCAUCCGUACGUUCCGCCCAAGAGACCCUUUUAA
Ixodes scapularis (black-legged tick) is the source of this 1197-nucleotide messenger RNA. RefSeq lists its product as uncharacterized. The transcript has 13 exons. The record is from RefSeq and is a predicted model, not a curated record. Gene Ontology annotation, molecular function: metallopeptidase activity. Bases 1 to 1197 code for a protein of 398 amino acids. Lineage: Eukaryota; Metazoa; Arthropoda; Arachnida; Ixodida; Ixodidae.